AUGAGGUUCCACUUAAAUAGUUUCAAGUAUUUAUCGGUGUUAGCUACAUUUCUUGUUUGUUUUCAAUGCGUACUUUUCUUUGUGGAGUCGUCUACUCGGAGCAUUGAGACAGACAUGGAGGCUCUAAUCUCAUUUAGGUCCCAAAUAAGCCUAGACCCUCCAAACCCUCUAUCUUCUUGGAACCAAAACUCAUCCCCUUGUAACUGGACGGGGGUUGUCUAUAAUAAAUUCGGCCACAGGGUGGUAGGUCUCAAUCUGUUCAAUCUUGGGCUUCUUGGGUCCAUAAGCCCUCAAAUUGGCAAUCUUUCCUUCCUUCAAUCCCUUCAACUUUCAAACAAUCAACUUAAAGGAACAUUUCCGCGGGAAAUCUCUAAUCUUUUUCGCUUGAGAGUCCUGAACCUGAGUUCCAACAGCUUAGAAGGUUCAAUACCAUCGAACAUAAGCAAUUUAAGGGAGCUUAGAGUUCUUGACUUGAUGAUGAAUAAGAUUAGAGGAAGAGUUCCUGAAGAACUCACCUUUCUUUCCAAGCUACAAGUUUUGAACUUGGGGCGAAAUCUUUUCUGGGGAGCAAUUCCACCAUCUUUAGCAAACCUUUCCGCUCUCACCAAUCUGAAUUUGGGCACCAACUCUCUUAGUGAUGCAAUACCAGGUGACUUGAGCCAUCUUCGGAACUUAAAGUUUCUUGAUCUCACCAUAAACAACCUCGUUGGCACAGUUCCUCCCACCAUUUACAACAUGUCUUCCUUGGUCUAUCUGGCCUUGGCUUCCAACUGGUUGUGGGGUAAAAUUCCUGCUAAUGUAGGCGAUACGCUCCCAAAUCUUAUAGGCUUCAAUUUCUGCUUUAAUAACUUCACUGGAACCAUUCCAGGGUCUUUGUACAAUCUUACAAAUAUACAAAUCAUUCGUAUGGCACACAACCUUUUAGAAGGAACAGUGCCACCAGGUCUGGGGAAUCUUCCAUCUCUCACAAUGUACAACAUUGGGUACAACAAGAUUGUAAACUCUGGUGACGAUGGUCUUGGCUUCAUCACCUCCUUGACAAAUAGCACUCGUCUCAACUUCCUUGCCUUCGAUGGCAAUUUUUUGCGAGGUGUAAUUCCAAACUUGACUCUACUAGACAUGAGCCACAACUCGAUAACUGGUGCAAUCCCACACCAAAUCGGCCAAUUGGAAGACUUGCAACAGUUGGGUUUGGCUGGAAAUAAAAUCUCUGGAACCAUUCCUGAUUCUAUCGGUAAUCUCCAAAAGUUAAAUCGAAUCGACUUGUCAGGAAAUCAGUUGGUGGGCGAAAUACCAACAACUUUCAGGAAUUUCCACGGUUUGCUUUCCAUGGACUUAUCCAACAAUAGGCUUGAUGGAAGCAUACCUAAAGAAAUUCUCAAUCUCCCAAGUUUAAGCUCUAUGUUGAAUUUGUCGCACAACUUCCUAAGCGGGCAAUUGCUUCAAGAAAUUGAGCUUCUUCGGAGUGUUGCUACAAUUGAUCUUUCCAACAAUAACUUGUCUGGCAAUAUUCCCAACUCCAUCACGAACUGCAAGAGCUUGGAGAAAUUAUAUAUAGCCAAAAAUGCAUUAUCAGGACCUAUUCCAGGAAGUCUAGGAGAAGUGAAAGGCCUAGAAACUUUAGAUCUGUCCUAUAACCGUCUUUGCGGUUCCAUUCCUCCUGAAAUCCAACAACUACAGGCUCUUAAAUCUUUGAAACUCUCCUUUAACAAUUUAGAGGGUUCAGUUCUUAGUGGUGGGAUAUUCAGAAAUGUCUCUGAAGUCCAGUUACAAGUCAGAUGGGUGCAAGUAGCAUUUCCAACCAACAUGCAAAAUGUGUUUGACCCUGACCUUCUACUGAUGGAGAAAGGUGACCAGCCUGCAAAAUUAGAAAUACAACAUGAUUGCCUGAUCAAAAUUCUUGAGGUUGGGUUAUCUUGCACCAUAGGUUCACCUGAAGGCCGCAUCAGCAUAAGAGUUGCUCUUCACGAGCUUAGAUCAGUUAAAAUCAAUCUUCUUCAUUGCAAUCCUUCCAAGAAAUCUAAGCAGUCAGUAAUGUUAUGA
Messenger RNA from Dovyalis caffra, 2043 nucleotides. The record is from the annotation of a GenBank genome assembly. Lineage: Eukaryota; Viridiplantae; Streptophyta; Magnoliopsida; Malpighiales; Salicaceae.